UUACCGUACGACUCAAAGCGAAGUUUGCCGCUUGCAAAGGAAACAGCUCAAAUAAGUCGUUAUCGGCUGGGAAUAUAUAGCUUUUAGCGGACAAACAACUUAUUUACAGACACCGGUCGGGGUUUGGAAGCACGCUCUGGAGAAUUUAACGAUGGGGUACCUUCUUAUACUAUUUUUCCUCAGCAACGCAUUUAUUUCUGUGUGUCGUGCUUGCUCGUGUUUGCCGAGUCAUCCUCAAAAUGAAUAUUGCAACUCUGCUUUCGUUAUUCGAGCCAAAGUCCUUUCCGAGUCCACAGAGCAACCUCUUCAGACAGAACCACCAGAGACAGCCAUUGAGGAGGACAUCCCAGCAGAAUUCAUCCAAGAACAAGUGUACACUUUGAGGAUACUCAAGAUAUACAAAGGAGCUCGAGAAAUCAAUAAAACAGAGGGUGUGGAAGUGUACGGCUCACGGCGUCGAACUCUGCGUGCAAAGCUGUACACGCCGGCACGCGCGUCGUCGUGCCACGUGCCAUUGCGCAACCGCACCGUGUACCUUUUGACGGGGCAGAUACUCCACAAUAGGCUGCGGACUGGAGGUUGCAAAUGGAGGACGGAGUGGUCGCUAAUAACGCGCAAACAAAGAGCUGGAAUCAGACGCUUUUAUGGAGAGAACUGCAUGUGUCAAGUGGGGAUGUGUUUCGGUAGCAACUGCGAUAAAAUGCUCAGUGGCUGUGAAAAAGUCGAAUGGAAGGCACCAAUGAAAGAACAUUGUAAAAGUAAACACUCCUACUGCAUGAGGGACUGGAGCGGUGACGCAUGCGCCUGGCGGGUAUCGGAUGAGUAUAAAAGAUGCCUAAAGAAAAUACCAUGAUGCAUUGCAACCUGAGGACAAAUGUUCGUCAACUGGAAAAGGAAACUCAAACUAAUCAUAUUGCUUCAGUGUCUUCAAUAAGAGCAAUGGUUUCAGUUAACAUAAUUUACUGUUAAGCGUUCAGUUGACUUCCACAUCCCUGUCAUGCGUCGAGCAUUGCAAGUAGCACUUUGUCUGUACAUAAAAUUGUGUAUUUUUAAAUGGUUCACUUUGUAUUCGCGUAUGAAACGCAUAUGCCAAGACCAUCGUCUGGGUCUGGGGCGAAUCGCGAAGGUGAUUUCGCUGUUAAUUUACGUUAACAUAUCUCUUCAGCACAAAGAAAGUUCAGAAACUGCUCAAAAAUAGUACUUUGCUUCCAGUUGGUCAUCGUUGUCCAAAAUUCGAUCCGUCGUAUCUCCUACUCGUUAGGUAAUAAAACCAGUGUUUGACAAAACAUCUUUUUCAUCGACGCGAUCCAGGAAAAUUGGGUUUAGCGCGUACAAGCACAACUAGAGGCAUGCAUUCAGAUAAUUGCGUAUUUCAAUUGAGUGUCGUGAACACAAAGAAAAAGAAAAAACAAGUAGCUACAAUGACCAAUCAGAUCAAAGGAAAUUUUUAUAGGAGCCGAUGAGAAAUCAAAGCAAAGUUUUCGGGACCAAUCACAAAGCGAAGAAAGCAAAACCACUUGCAAUCCCACACUGCCUUCGGCGCUCAAUUGAAAAUUGCAUUUUAUUCUUUGUUUACCGAAUACAUGUUAAGAAUGAGUUCAUUUAUGAACGCUUACUGUACGUCGUUUAAAAGACGAAUAAACGCUUUUGGUCAUGUAAAUUAGUCAAUAAAAAAGAUUUAGUAAAGUCCAACUGUA
Pocillopora verrucosa is the source of this 1697-nucleotide messenger RNA. RefSeq names its product metalloproteinase inhibitor 3. The record is from RefSeq and is a predicted model, not a curated record. NCBI's taxonomy places the organism in Eukaryota, Metazoa, Cnidaria, Anthozoa, Scleractinia, Pocilloporidae. Gene Ontology annotation, cellular component: extracellular matrix. Gene Ontology annotation, molecular function: metalloendopeptidase inhibitor activity; protease binding. Gene Ontology annotation, biological process: negative regulation of membrane protein ectodomain proteolysis; negative regulation of endopeptidase activity.